Molecule: messenger RNA, 677 nt
Organism: Arabidopsis arenosa
Lineage: Eukaryota; Viridiplantae; Streptophyta; Magnoliopsida; Brassicales; Brassicaceae
Source: the annotation of a GenBank genome assembly
AAACACAUUCUCUACUCUUUCUUACAAUCUUCGUUUCAUUCCUCUCUUACCUAUACAUUUCUGUGUGUUUUUCUUCAAUCAAAGAUGAUCAUGAGACCAGACACUCCCCAGGUUAUUGAGAUGCAGCUGCUCCCGGCUAUGAAGGAGGCUAAGGGCAAGCUCGUGAGGGAAGUAGAAAAACAAAGCAUGGAUGAGUUAAUGUUCUGUUUCAAAAACUGCUACACUGAGAAGGAAACUGAGAUGCACAUGACCCAGAAGAUUCCUUCUUCAGUACCUGAGGAUGUGAGAAAGUUCUUUCAGGAUUAUCUAGCCGUGAUCGAGAAAGAGUCAAAAGAGGCGUAUCUUACGGAUGCUGAAUAUUGUGCUAAUGUAAGAAGGAUAAAGGCUCGUGAUAGUUCAAAGGAAGCUAAGAGAAGUCAAGGUGAGGCCAGUACAUCUCACAAAUGCGAACCUAACUGCAACAAACAUUACCCCGAAAUAUAAACAAUUAAUACUAUGAUCAAAUUAUACGUUUUCUAAAUUUCUAGUGUGCGAGCAAAUAAGAGUGGUUUUUGUGUUCAUAUACAACAAAAUCUACGUUUAUGUUUUUCCUUUGUUUAUAGGAGUUGUACUCCCUUUAAUUCCCCUUUGUUUAGGAAUUGGUCUUUGUAAUUCCAAAAUAAAAUAUAGUAUUAUGA